This is a messenger RNA of Gryllus bimaculatus (two-spotted cricket), 3621 nucleotides long. Lineage: Eukaryota; Metazoa; Arthropoda; Insecta; Orthoptera; Gryllidae. The record is from the annotation of a GenBank genome assembly.
AUCUUGAAGGUUCGAGGGUGCAAAAACUCCCUAUGAGCUCCCAAUUUGAAGGGAAAGAUAAUGGUUAACGUAAUAACCUAAUUGCUCCUGUGGAUAUCGAACCAAAGGAAGAAUAUCUCCUAACGGGAAGGUUCAUUACAGAACAAAUAAAAAACCGUAUGAACAAGGUUGUAAGGAUUGCUCAUUUACGAAACGUGUUGAACUUAACGAACCUGUCAUUUCCUUGAGUCAGUUUCAUUUCACUUCGUAUAUCUGAAUCUUAUCAAAGUAUAUCCAAAUCGUUAGAAUUCAUUCGGAUAAAAUUUAAAAGAUCGUUAAUAUUUUACUUCGUAAUUUUUUUCGAAAUUAAUUCUAUAAUCAACACAUAGCGUAAUGUUUUGUCGUUUCUUAAAACUGCAUGAAAUGUGUGAGGUUGUCAAGUGCUUUAUGUUUGUGACAGCAGCUGAAUUUUAUUCAACCUUGUAAAGUUAACAUUAUUUCUUCUAAUCAAAUAGAAAUCCACACCGAUAUUCAAUGACAAAUGCUCUGCAUUCGGUGUGCACCCUAACUUGCUCUUCCAUCUAAGGCAUCCGUCGUCUAUAUAAGGAGAGAGAGCCAGAUUGUCAAGCUUCAGGCUCCAGUAAACCUAUAGCCGCCUACAGCUAACGCAGCGCAACAGUGGAAAGAGCGAUUCUGACUGAUUUUGACAGUUGUGUGAUAUAUAUUUUUAAGUAGCGUGAACAAGACCAGAGUAAGAAAGGCCGGAUUGUUGUUUGCUCGUGUACUAAGAAAUGAGUGUAUUAACUUUACCCGCAGGACGAUAAACUCAUGUCCUGAAAGCCACAAGAGUAUUCUCUAUGAAACAGAAACCUUUGCGUGACGUUUAGAAGGUAUUUCAAGAUUUAAUACGCGACGAGAGACGUACCCUGGAAAUAGUGAAGUUUCCAGUGAAAACAAGUUAUAUGAAGCGAUUGUAAGACCGUUUUUCAUUGUAGUAUUCUCAGAGCCUCUAAUUAUAAACUUCACAAUGUCUCGAAAGAUUAGUCAAGAUGCUUUCAAUCAACUUGUGAAAGAAAUUGUCACUGAAUUAGAAGUAACCCCUGAAGAAGCUGUAGAAGAUGCUGUGCUUCAAUUACAAGCUCAGGGAGUCGAUCUGACAAACAUCCGAAAAUCGAUUGCAUUGAAUUUCAUUCCGCCACAAGAAAUUCGACCUCUUGAAAUUGCAGUUAAUAGUCUUGAUGAACUCCUUCACGAAGGUGCUGAUAAAGAUGCAAUUAUUGACGAUGUUAAGUUUCUUUGUGAAGCAUGUGGAAAAAGUACUGGUCAUAAAGUAUUCAUGGGUAAAACUGAUUUUGUGAGACUGGCUUUUGAUAUAUUGCAUAGAUUUCCAGAUGAUGUAGAGUUCUGUGCCAUGGUAUUGAAAGCUCUGAUACAUAUCACUACUGACCAGCCAGAUAUUCUUGGUUCUAACGUUGGUUACAACAUGUCUUUAUUCUUAGAAAGAGAACUUGAUGAAAACUGCCUUAAUCUAUUACUUACUUGGAUGAAAGUGGCUUGUAUUAAACACGAAGAAAAUCGUCAAAGCAUUGUGGAAUCUAACUGCAUACCUCUACUAAAAAAUGUGUUGGAAAGUUCACUGGAAGUUCCCUCAAUAAUCAAGGGAGUGUUUUCAACUUUUAGAGCUCUCACACUUGAUGAUGACAUACGUGUUGAAUUUGGUCAAGCUCAUGAAAAUGCUAGAAAAAUUGCAGAGGCAACAUUGGCAACCAUGAUAAAACUUUUAAAAAAAUAUAAGUCUGAGAAAGAAGUUGUUGGUGAAGUAAUACUGACCCUUUCUGCUGUGAUAGUAAGAAAUGAAUAUUGUGAAAAACUUCUUGACAUUCGAGAAGGUGAAAGUUUAUCCUACAUUCUAGACGUAUUUGUCAAUUUUCCUGAUAGUGAGAAAUUGAAUCGUCAAUGCAUGCGGCUUUUGAAAGUACUCGCUGGUAGUGACAAAGUGAAAGGUGAAAUUAUAAAAGCUGGAGCAGCAUCAAUUAUUGUCAUGGCCAUGACAAGACUUCGGCAAUCAGCUCAACUGAUAGCAGCUGGUAAUGGUUGUAUUGCUGCAUUAACUUUGAGAAGCUCCUCUAACAGUCAAGCCUUUUGUGAUGCAGAUGCUCCAGAAGUAAUUCUGGAUGGAAUGAGAACACACAAACAAGAUCUUAGUGUGCAGAAACAAGGCUGCUGGGCCAUAAGAAACAUGGUAUCUCGAAACCGAGACAUUUGCCCAGUUUUUCUGGAGCUGGGUGCAGAAGAAUUAAUUAAUUAUAUUCUACAAACAUAUUCUGAUCAAUGUGAAUAUGAUGCUAAAGCUGCUCUGAGAGACUUGGGCUGCAAAGUAGACUUGCGAGAGGAGUGGACUGGAGAGGGUGGAGCACUCAACUAGUUUUUUCUUUUCUUUGAAACUAAAUCACUAAGGAAAUCACUUUAUGGCAAAAUUAAUUUUUUAUGCUUAUUAACUGAUCUUUUGCAUUGUUAACAUUUUUAUACAUUAAUUUGUUAAAAAUAAAGUUAUCACUUUUGUCAAAAUUAUUGGUGCUGUUGAAUGAUUUAUCCUACCACAUCCAGCAUCUCCUUGCAAGAUGUGAAGUAAAGAGAGAUUUUAAAACUGCAAUUGUAAUAUUGAUUCAUUUGCAUUUUUGUUCUGAUUUGAACUUUUAACUAAUGCAACUUAUCAGAAGAAAAUAUUAUUCUAAUGCAGUGGAAGGUAUUUCGGGAUUGGAUUCACUAUUUUUCCUUCCUCUUCUUGGUUUCACAAUAGUGUGAUUUUCAUACGAAUAAUUGGAAAGUAUCUCUGUAUCUGCACUGAAGAAAAAUAAUCAAAUAACCUGAUAAAAGGCCAUCUUUUAUUCAAAAAUAUAUUUUCCAUUUCUGUUAUGUAGAUGAUGCAACUGCUUACUCAGUUGCAUCGUCUUUCUUCACACGGAAAGGUUGAGGCACUGCUUCUGUUCCACAAUCAACUAUCACAACAUUCUUUAUAGGUCUAUCGUCUGAAUCGGUUUCAACAUUUUCAAUUUUUCUAAUAACAUUCAUUCCUUUUGUGAUUUUGGCAAAUACAACAUGUUUCCCAUCCAACCAGUCAGUCUUGAUUGUAGUCACAAAGAACUGAGAACCGUUGGUGUUUUUUCCACUGUUUGCCAUAGACAGCCAUCCUGCCCCAUAAUGUUUCAAAUGAAAGUUUUCAUCGGGGAAUGUGUCGCCGUAAAUACUCUUGCCUUUUGGGAAGAAAAAAAUGUUCAGCAAACAAAUCUCUGAACUGUCUGACACUCCUUUCAUUAGGUCUCACCUCCAGUUCCAUUGCCUUUGGUAAAAUCUCCUCCCUGGAUCAUGAAGUCUUUAAUGACUCUGUGAAAUAUACAACCUUUAUAACCUUGUCCUUUUGGUUUUGUAGACAGUUCUGCGAAGUUUUUAGCUGUUUUGGGUACAAUUUCACCGAAGAGACCAAUUUCUACCCUUUCUGGCUCACUUUUGUCAAUUUGUAUAGCAAACCAGACCUAAAGGAUGAUAUUUUAAGAAAAUGAAUGUUGACAUUUGUUCUAGGUUAAUCCCACUAGCUUAACAUAAGUUGUUUCUCAAAAAGGAGCAUAAUAAGCUGAACAAUCA